This is a messenger RNA of Ilyonectria robusta, 820 nucleotides long. RefSeq lists its product as uncharacterized. The transcript has 2 exons. Lineage: Eukaryota; Fungi; Ascomycota; Sordariomycetes; Hypocreales; Nectriaceae. Gene Ontology annotation, cellular component: cytoplasm; ubiquitin ligase complex. Gene Ontology annotation, biological process: protein polyubiquitination; ubiquitin-dependent protein catabolic process; positive regulation of proteasomal ubiquitin-dependent protein catabolic process. The coding region runs from base 110 to 820 and encodes 236 amino acids. Gene Ontology annotation, molecular function: ubiquitin conjugating enzyme binding; zinc ion binding; ubiquitin protein ligase activity. The record is from RefSeq and is a predicted model, not a curated record.
GAAGAGAGGCAGUUUUGGGCACAGACGAACUCAAAGUAUUGAAAAUGGACCGGUCGAACUUUGCGAUGUGGAUGGUGAAGAAGGUACUACAGUGAGUGUUCCAAUUUUCAUGGGGCUCAUCCACCACAAUACAAAGGCGAGAGAGUGCUCGAUUUGCACCGAGUCAAUUCAUGAUCUGCAAUACCACUCUUUGGAAGAAUGGCUUGGGCUCUGGGAUGGUUUUCACGGCCGGGGUAUGUGGACGAUCUUAAAAUUCCCGGAGAAGCUUGGGGCUCGAUGCUCUCACGAAAUCGAUGUAUGCUCAUCUUGCCUUAAAAAAUACCUGGCUAGUCAAGUGCAUCAACGUGGGAGAAGUUGCUGCGAAAAGAUAGCUUGCCCAUCGUUUGAAUGCAAUCGUGUUCUCACUUUCGACGAAAUCCGACUUUAUGCCGACCAAGAUACGUUUGCAAGAUACGACACUCACCUUGCACUACAGUUUCUAAGCGGAUGUUCCAACUUCCGAUGGUGUCUUCAGCCAGGAUGCUCAAACGGUGAGAUCUACGAGAACAGAUCAACGAACCCGUGUGUUUCCUGCACAAAAUGCAACUUCAAGAUGUGUUUCAACCACCAAACACCCUGGCACGAAAGCUACACUUGUAACCAGCUUGAUGUCCUAUGCGCAGAGAGCGAUGACUACUAUACGAAGACUCGUGAUUGGCUACUGCAGCAUACCAAGCCAUGUCCAGGAUGCAAUGCUCCGGUGGAGAAGAACGGUGGUUGUGCUCAUAUGACUUGUAGGUCUAGACUUUUCCAAUCGUCUGAUGGAUUUAUUUCUCAUUGA